This is a messenger RNA of Ilyonectria robusta, 1514 nucleotides long. RefSeq lists its product as uncharacterized. The coding region runs from base 70 to 1197 and encodes 375 amino acids. The record is from RefSeq and is a predicted model, not a curated record. NCBI's taxonomy places the organism in Eukaryota, Fungi, Ascomycota, Sordariomycetes, Hypocreales, Nectriaceae. Gene Ontology annotation, molecular function: protein-containing complex binding. Gene Ontology annotation, cellular component: mitochondrion. The transcript is spliced from 9 exons.
GUUGCGACGAACCAAGGCCAAUUGAGAGGGAUAGCAGCGUUUUCUCGCGCACUCCAGACAAUCGCAAGCAUGGCUUCGCCUCUCUCUGCCGUGCGGUCUGCCCGCCAGGUCGCCCACAAUGUUGCCGGCAAUCGUCUCCUCUCCGACAUUGCCAUCACCCGGACUGGCAAGCCCAUCAUCCGACUCGAGGGUGGCCGAUCAUCCCUUGGAGGCCACACUGCGACGGUAUUUGGCGCAACCGGCCAAUUGGGACGCUACAUCGUGAGCCGUCUGGCCCGCCAGGGUUGCACCGUCGUCAUUCCCUACCGUGAGGAGAUGGCCAAGCGCCAUCUCAAGGUGACGGGAGACCUCGGUCGCAUCGUCUUUGUCGAAUACGACCUUCACAACACGGCUUCCAUCGAGGCUAGCGUCAGGCACUCUGACAUUGUCUUGAACCUGAUUGGCCGAGACUACCCGACCAAGAACUUCUCCCUGGAGGACGUGCACGUCGAAGGCACCGAGCGGAUCGUGGAGGCCGUCGCCAAGUACGAUGUCGACCGAUAUAUCCAUGUUUCGUCGCACAACGCCGACUCAAAGUCGGGAUCGGAGUUCUUCGCCACCAAGGGACGUGGUGAGGAGGUCGCCCGAAGCAUCUUCCCCGAGACGACUCUAGUCCGACCUGCCCCCCUUUUCGGAUUUGAGGACAACCUUCUGCUGAAGCUGGCUGGCGUCACCAACCUGUUCACCUCCAACAACAUGCAGCAGAAGUUCUGGCCCGUUCACUCCAUCGAUGUCGGCGCCGCCCUGGAGAAGAUCACCUACGACGACUCGACUGCCGGACAGACGUUUGAGCUCUACGGACCCAAGGAGUACAGCAUGAGGCAGCUUGCGGACAUGGUGGACAAGGAAAUUUACAACAAGCGACGACACAUCAACCUGCCCAAAACCAUCCUCAAGCCUCUUGCUGGAGUCCUGAACAAGGUGCUCUGGUGGCACACGAUGUCCGCUGACGAGGUGGAGCGAGAGUUUAUGGACCAGAUCAUUGAUCCCGAGGCCAAGACCCUGAAGGAUCUCGAUAUUGAGCCUGGUGACAUUGCCAACUUCACCUACCACUACCUGCAAGGAUUCCGAAGCCAGAACUUCUACGACCUGCCUCCGGCGACUGAGAGGGAGAAGCGUGAGGAGAAGAAGUACAUCCACGUCCUGGAUGAGUUGUAAAGCAGCUUUGCAUCUGGUGUACUGUAUCAAGAGCAAGAGAAAUGGUGAUUGGCUAGAUGGCUGGGCGGACAAGCCGACAGAGUCCGUGUAAAUAGGGCCGCAUAGAUUAGAGAGUCUGCGAGUCCGAACAAUUGUACAGGUUUCCUUUGGUUGACAGCCUAUGUUUGUACGUCCAUGGUGUUGGGUGAUUGGGCGAAGAGGGCCAUGAUGAAGUUGAAGUAGAAUCAUGAGUUAGCUGACCAAGACUUUUUAGCAUACCCUGUACCAAGUGGUCAUGGCAUGGAGCAAUAAGGACCCCGCCAAAAAUGUCACAAACC